GACUCUGAGGGAUAUGUCCUGUCCCGCGGGAGCUGGGUGUUGGCCCUUUCUCUCCCCUCUGUCCCUGGCCGGCUGAGCUCAUCAACAGCCCGGCCGGCCAUUCCACACCGAGAUUCAAUUUGCAAACGUCCGCCUGCUUAGGCGCUUUGCUUCUUGUAAUAACUUUCAUUGGGUUGAGUUAUUCAGCCCACCUUGGAUUUCUUAACUGCGGCACUAUUGCCGUUUGGAGUCGGAAAAUGCUCCAUUGUGGUGCUGUCCUGCGCACUGUAAGAUGCUGAGCAGCAUCCUUGGUUUCCACCCAAUCGAUGCCAGUAGCACCUCCCUCCCAGUUCUGACAACUUCCUGACAUUGCCGCCUGUCCCUGGGAGGCAAAAUCGCCCCUGGUUAAAAACCAGUGAGCUACACUUGGUGCGUGCUGUGAAGAAGAUAGGAGCUAUAUUGAAGACGAUGUCUGGAAGCUUCUACUUUGUCAUCGUUGGUCACCAUGAUAAUCCAGUUUUUGAAAUGGAGUUUUUACCAGCUGGAAAAGCAGAAUCCAAAGAUGAUCACCGCCAUCUGAACCAGUUCAUAGCUCACGCUGCCCUCGACCUCGUAGAUGAGAACAUGUGGCUGUCGAACAAUAUGUACUUGAAGACGGUGGACAAAUUCAAUGAAUGGUUUGUCUCAGCAUUCGUCACUGCGGGUCAUAUGAGAUUUAUUAUGCUGCAUGAUGUCAGGCAAGAAGACGGAAUCAAGAACUUCUUUACUGAUGUCUAUGAUUUAUACAUAAAGUUUGCAAUGAAUCCAUUUUAUGAACCCAAUUCUCCUAUUCGAUCCAGCGCAUUUGACAGAAAAGUUCAGUUUCUUGGGAAGAAACACCUUUUAAGCUGAAUGCAAAAAAACUCAGAAGUACACAAUGUCACUACAAUGGGGUAUACUCAGGAAUGUGUACAUUGUAAGUAACGAUUAAAUAGCAUGGUAAAGUUUACUUGUAGUUUGUUUAUCUAAACCUAAUGAAAUUGCUUCUAUAUUUAAAAAUAGCACAUUCAGUUUCUUACAGCUAAGAACAGAUUGAUAUUUGCUUGUGAACACUUAUUUAUAAAGAGCUCUUUAUUCGUAAUCUUGAAAUAUCUUUAUUUUUAAAAAUUGAGAAUAAGCUUUUGACUUUCCUCAUUCAGAUAGUUGAUCUUGAUGAAGCACUCCAGAACCAAAUAUCAUUGUCAAGAUUUGGUAGACAGAUUUAAAACUAAAAGCUUCUGCAGUAGGGAAUGAAGUUGGUAGCACAUACAUGGGCUCAUCUAUAGAUCCAGAGAUGUUAUGAAAACACAUAGGCAGUAUACAUAGCUUUGCCCAAGAAGCCGGAGCAGACCGUGUUGCAGUGCCAAGUGCCACAGGCCUGCCCUUAUCAGAGCCUAGAAACAGUGAUCCUGCUGCAAUUCGAGACUCCUGAGCCCAGGUUUGUAUAGUGGGAGGCCAGGACCACUGUGACAGGUUAUGUUCUUGUUUCCUUUCCCUCAGACAAUAAACUAAGGAUUAAGUGAACCUGUUGAUAGCUGUGCUAGUAGAAAGUUUUAAGGCAGUUUUAGAAUUCUAAACAAAGAAAAGCUUGUAUCACAUUAGCACUUGUACUCUAGGCUUUUCAGGCUGUAUACCUGUAUACCCAAGUGGGUGGGAGUGGUCUUUUUUUUUUUUUACUAUAACAGUGUGGGAUCUUAAUUGUAAACCAGUAAAUGUCUAUUGAAAAGCAAGUAAAUGUUCAUUGAAAACCAGGUAUUUUCUGUGCUGUGAGCACUUGAAGAAUUUUGUUCCAUUCUGAAUGACCUGAGCAAGGAAUUCUCAGUUUGGUCUUGUAUCUUUGUGUGAAGCUGCUACCACAGUUUACCCUAUUUAUUUGAUUUCCUAAAUAAAGAUGUUUGUCCAAGACUA
Odocoileus virginianus texanus is the source of this 1905-nucleotide messenger RNA. The record is from RefSeq and is a predicted model, not a curated record. Lineage: Eukaryota; Metazoa; Chordata; Mammalia; Artiodactyla; Cervidae.